AUGCUUCCACUGGAUAUUAUCAUAAAUCGAUAUCCUCCUCUCAAAAUUGUGGCUAACGGAAUGAUUGAGAAUGACAUAAAAGGAGCUAUUGUUAACGUUUCGUCGCAAGCAUCUAAAAGACCUUUGAAGGAUCAUUUAGCAUACUGUGUCACUAAAGCCGCUCUGGAUAUGGCAAGCAGGUGUCUCGCGAAGGAACUAGGACAGUAUGGAAUCCGAGUGAACACCGUCAACCCAACUGUGGUUAUGACAGAAAUGGGGAAGAUG
Messenger RNA from Cooperia oncophora, 264 nucleotides. The record is from the annotation of a GenBank genome assembly. Lineage: Eukaryota; Metazoa; Nematoda; Chromadorea; Rhabditida; Trichostrongylidae.